AUGGCUACUGUUUCAAGAGCUGAAAAUAUUUCUACUUCUUUUACACGUAGCAAGCAUGAUUCCUCUGCAGAUCAAAUUGAACUUAUCAAGGAGAAAUACGCGGAUCCUAUUGGAAUUAUGACAAUCAGUAGCGGAGCGCCAGUCUCUCACAGCGACGCAACAAACUCGUUGAAUUCCAUACUAACGAAUAACGAUUAUUUUAUAGAUAGUUUAACUCACUUUAACCGGGAAAGAAUUCCAGAAAGAGUGGUUCACGCCAAGGGCGGGGGAGCUUUUGGUUAUUUUGAAGUCACUCACGAUAUAAGCUAUAUUUGUAAAGCUGAAAUGUUCAGCAAAAUAGGAAGGAAAACUCCAGUUUCACUUCGUUUUUCGUCCUUAAUACCCGAAAAAGGAGGUAGUGAUGUAUCAAGAGAUGCUCGAGGUUUCGCAGUUAAAUUCUACACAAAGGACGGGAAUUUUGAUAUAGUAGGAUUAAAUAUUCCAAUAUUUGUUCUAAAAGAUCCGCUUAAAUUCCCUAACUUUGUUCACGCGGCAAAGCAAAAUCCGUCAACCAAUCUCAGAGAUUACAAAACUUUUUGGGACUUUACGACAUUAAACCCUGAGAGUUUUUUUCAUCUUCUAUUUCAAUUCGGAGAUCGUGGGAUUCCUGCUAGUUAUGUGAAUAUGCCUGGCUUUAGUAUUCAUACUUAUCAGGUUGAAAACGAACAUGGAGAAAAACAUUUUGUUAGGUUUCAUUUCAUACCUGAUGCUGGAAUAAAAAAUUUAACGACAGAGGAAGCGUCAAGAAUCGCAGCUGAAGAUCUUGAUUAUUUUAAUAGAAUUUUAUAUAGAGAUAUUGCAAAUCGUGAGUUCCCUAGCUGGACAGUCAGCAUUCAGGUAUUAACAUUGAAGGAUGUUAAAAAAUCUCGGUACGACGUGUUUGACGUCACAAGAUUAAUUUCUUUGAAAAAACAUCCUUUAAAAGAAGUGGGUAAACUAAUACUAGAUAAGAAUCCUAAAAAUUACUUUGCCGAAAUAGAACAAUUGGCUUUUUGUCCCGGAAAUCUGGUUCCUGGUAUCCUCGGAGAUCCAAGUCAGCUAUUUGAAGCACGUCGUUUCUUAUAUAGAGAUGCUCAGUAUUACCGUUUGGGUGCAAACUUUAAUAAAAUAUCUAUAAACUGUCCUUAUCGUACAAAAACACUAACAUAUAAUAGAGAUGGAACUCCUCCAGUCAAAGACAACGAAGAAGAUAUUCCAAAUUACUAUCCAAACUCGUUUAAUGGUCCAGUUCCGUAUACGAACACACAUAAGUCACAAUUAAUUAGCAUAAUUGAAAACCCAGAACCAAAUAAUUUCGAGCAAGCAAGUGAAUUGUAUGUAAACGAAAUGACCAGUGAUGAACGAAGUCGAUUAGUGACUAAUAUAGUUUCCACUUUGAAAUUGAGUACAGUAGUAACUCAGAAAAGAGCAGUGGUCAUUUUUGAAAGAAUACACCCAGAUUUAGGUCGUCGAGUGGCACAAGGGUUGAAAGAAAAUCAUACAUUAUUAGGUUCAGUAUGA
Messenger RNA from Maniola jurtina (meadow brown), 1539 nucleotides. RefSeq names its product catalase-like. Gene Ontology annotation, molecular function: heme binding; catalase activity. The transcript is spliced from 2 exons. The record is from RefSeq and is a predicted model, not a curated record. Gene Ontology annotation, cellular component: peroxisome; cytoplasm; mitochondrion. NCBI's taxonomy places the organism in Eukaryota, Metazoa, Arthropoda, Insecta, Lepidoptera, Nymphalidae. Gene Ontology annotation, biological process: hydrogen peroxide catabolic process; response to hydrogen peroxide. The coding region runs from base 1 to 1539 and encodes 512 amino acids.